AUGGCAAGGCCUCGUGCCAUCUUUGUGAUGUGGAUGGCAUGCCAUAAUAGAUUGAAUACGAAAGACAGGUUGGCUAGAUUUGGAAAUAUCACUGAUGGAGAGUGUCUUUUCUGUGGAGAAAUUGAAACUUGCAGCCAUCUGUUUUUUGCUUGCAGGGAAACAUAUUCUCUGUGGAAACUAGUCCUCCACUGGAUUCAUAUUGAUCACAGGCCCCAAGCUUGGGAGAAUGAGUUGAAAUGGAUUAUUGUUAGGAGAAAAGGUAAAAGCUGGAUUGUUAAGAUGCUGAAAAUUUGUGUUGCUGAGGUUAUCUACUAUGUCUGGAAUGCUCGAAAUAAGAAGGCUUUCCAAGGCAUUGACAGUGUUCUCAACAUCCAAGAUAUCAAAGAAAUUAUUUGUACUAGGGCGCAAUUGGAUAGACAACUUAGGGUGUUUUGUAAUGAUCUCUAA
This is a messenger RNA of Vicia villosa (hairy vetch), 447 nucleotides long. RefSeq lists its product as uncharacterized. The coding region runs from base 1 to 447 and encodes 148 amino acids. The record is from RefSeq and is a predicted model, not a curated record. NCBI's taxonomy places the organism in Eukaryota, Viridiplantae, Streptophyta, Magnoliopsida, Fabales, Fabaceae. The transcript has a single exon.